Molecule: messenger RNA, 964 nt
Organism: Panicum hallii
Lineage: Eukaryota; Viridiplantae; Streptophyta; Magnoliopsida; Poales; Poaceae
Product: flavin mononucleotide hydrolase 1, chloroplatic
Exons: 7
Coding region: 81-839 (252 amino acids)
Source: RefSeq, a predicted model, not a curated record
UCCACUCGUCAGCCUGAACACGGCAGCGGAUACUUUCCCCUGCUUCCUCCGGCCCCCGUCUCCUUCGUUUGGCUGCAUUCAUGGUCUCCCUGCUCCCUCGCGCGCCCUACCUCGCCUCCCUCCCCAAGUCCGCCUCCUCCUCGCUGCGGCCGUCCCCGCCCGCCAUGUCGUCGUCCUCCUCUGCCGCCCGUGCGGAGGCGGUGGCCCGGCCGAGGAAGCUGCCGGUGCUGCUGUUCGAUGUCAUGGACACCCUCGUCAGGGACCCGUUCUACCACCACAUCCCCGCCUUCUUCAAAAUGUCCAUGAAGGAACUACUAGAAAGCAAACAUCCAACGGCAUGGUCAGAAUUCGAGAAGGGACUGAUUGAUGAGAAUGAGCUGGCCAAAAAGUUCUUCAAUGAUGGCAGAUGUUUUGAUUUGGAAGGUCUCAAAGAGUGCAUGGUGAGAGCAUACGAGUACAUUGAUGGUGUCGAAGAUAUUCUUUGUUGUUUGAAGAAAAAUAACUAUGAGAUGCAUGCUUUUACCAAUUAUCCAGUAUGGUACCAGUUAAUCGAGGAUAAGUUAAAGCUCUCAAAGUAUUUGUCCUGGACAUUUUGCUCUUGUCGAACUGGAAAACGCAAGCCUUCACCUGAAUUUUAUCUUCAAGCUAUAGAUCAUCUCAAUGUUGAUCCAGCAAGCUGCAUUUUUAUUGAUGACAGAAUGGUAAACAUUGAAGCAGCUCUUAGUGUAGGAAUGGUUGGGUUGCAGUUUAAAAAUGCUGAGGCUCUGAGGAAAGACUUGUGUGCUCUGGGAGUUGAAUUACCUCCUCUUGUUUGCGAAGGUGAAGCACAAGUACAAUAAUUCUGCAUCCUUCCUUGUCUCACGCUUAACAAAAGCACAAGUUAAAUGUACAUAUAUAUUAAUAUAUAAUCCGUUUGCUUCAUGAGCUAUGUCAACAAAUUGAUGCGCUCUGCUUGUCUGAUUUA